GCGGAGAGAAAACCUGCGGGGACGGGAGCGAAGAGCACUGGGAGCAGGGACCGGAGGGAGGACAAUCCCUGUGCGGAGGAGCCUCCAAGAUGUUCCAAAAGCUCUUCCCCGCGCUCCUGGUCUGGGGCCUCCUGGGCUCCCUCCAUGCUCAGCAGCAGUCAGCAUUCUUUGAGGGCGGCCCCGCGGACAGAGUCAGCAGCUGCCUAGAGGAGACAGACUGCCCCAUCAAAUGUCCCUGUGGAACCUCGGGCGGACCAUGCAGUGCCCAUCGAACCUGCUAGCAGACGCGUUCCUGUCAGUUCACCAGCGAACUGAAGAACCUCAAGUACCAGGGCCAGGUGGCCAUCAGCUGGCACUACGGGGGCCUGCACUUCUCCGACGAGGUGGAGAUCUUCAGCCCGCUGGGCAGCGAUGAGGCCACCUUCAAGUCCAAGCUACAGAAGAUCCGCUCCUUCCGCCGCGGGACCUUCACCGACUGUGCCAUCUCCAACAUGACCCAGGAGAUCACCAGGAACCCCAGCAAGGGCAUCAACUUCGCCAUUGUGAUCACCGACGGGCACGUCACCGGCAGUCCCUGCGGCGGGAUCAAGCUGCAGGCCGAGAGGGCGCGUGACGCGGGCAUCAAGCUCUUCGCGGUGGCCCUCAACCAGAACAAGAACGAGCACGGGCUCCGGGAGAUCGCCAACCUGCCGCACGAGCUCUACCGCAACAACUACCUCACCAUCAGGGAGGACUCCUCCAUCGACCAAGACACUAUCGACAGGAUCAUCCAGGUCAUGAAACACGAAGCAUAUUCUGAGUGCUACAAGGUGAGCUGCCUGCAGAUCCCGGGCCCCGCCGGCCCCAAGGGCUACCGCGGACAGAAGGGAGCCAAGGGGAACAUGGGCGAGCCGGGCGAGCCUGGGCAGAAAGGGCGACAGGGAGACCCCGGCAUCGAGGGCCCCAUCGGCUUCCCAGGCCCCAAGGGCGUCCCUGGUUUGAAGGGCGAGAAGGUAAGCUGCCUCUGGGCUGUCACUGGGGGGGCUCCUUUUCAGGCAGAGCCUCCUAGUGCGGGGGAGCCCUUUCCUUCAGAUAGGGACACUUGGGGGAAGGGACCUGGCUCUGGAGACGAGGACCUGGCCGUGGGGGCGCAGGACCUGGCUUCAAGAGCCCCCAUUAUCACCCAGGUGCCAGGAGUUGGUCAGUUCUCUCCUGGACACCCGCCUCUGGGUGGGGCGUGGGGAAAGCGGGGACGCAUCGGCCCCCCCGGCUGCAAGGGGGACCCCGGUGACAGGGGCCUGGACGGUUACCCAGGGGAGGCCGGGAGCCCAGGAGAACCAGGCGACCAGGGCAGCAAGGGAGAUUCGGGCCGCCCGGGCCGCCGCGGCCCCCCAGGACCAGAUGGAGAGAAAGGGAGCAAGGGUUACCAAGGCAACAACGGAGCCCCUGGAAGUCCGGGUGUGAAGGGAGCCAAAGGGGGGCCAGGACCCCGAGGACCUCGUGGAGAGCAGGGCCGUAGAGGAGAUCCCGGGGCCAAAGGCGGCCCAGGAGAUGACGGGCCAAAGGGAGAAAAGGUGAGUGAGCUUGGGCACGGAGGGAAGGUCAGGGCCAGAGAGCGGAGCCUCAGGAGCCCCCCGAUUCCCCCUCCAAGAGCCUCGGCCAAGCCCUUUGGGAUUCUCAUGGCUGGCCCUUCCCCUCCUCAGUUUCCCAGUCUGAUCAGCACCAGGGACACUUCCCUUUCUGCACAGGGAGACCGAGGCAUGCCGGGACCCAGAGGACCCCAGGGCAGCCCCGGAGAGCCCGGGAAGCAGGGAUCCCGUGGGGACCCAGGGGAUGUCGGUCCCAGAGGAGACUCGGGGCCUCCCGGACCCAAGGGAGACGGGGGAACUCCAGCUGGUCUGGGACCUCAGGGAGAGCCGGGAGAAAAAGGCGAGCCCGGCCCCCCCGGCCCGGAGGGCCCACGAGGCGACUUCGGCAUCAAAGGAGCUCCCGGGAAGAAAGGAGAGAAAGGAGAGCCUGCGGAUCCUGGUCCCCCCGGAGAGCCUGGCCCCAGAGGCCCCAAAGGAGCCCCCGGCCCAGAGGGUGAACCUGGCCCCCCUGGAGACCCCGGCCUGACGGAGUGUGACGUCAUGACCUACGUGAGGGAGACCUGCGGCUGCUGCGACUGCGUGAAGCACUGCGGAGCCCUGGACAUCAUCUUUGUCAUCGACAGCUCGGAGAGCAUCGGCUACACCAACUUCUCGCUGGAGAAGAACUUUGUCAUCAACGUGGUCAACAGGCUGGGCUCCAUCACCAAGGACCCCAACUCUGACACAGGGACACGCAUCGGGGUGGUCCAGUACAGCCAUGACGGCACCUUCGAGGCCAUCAAGCUGGACGACGAGCGCAUCACCACCCUGUCCCAGUUCAAGGAGGAGGUGAAGAAGCUGGAGUGGAUCGCGGGGGGCACGUGGACGCCCUCGGCCCUGAACUACACCUACAACGAGCUCAUCAAGGGCGGCCGGCGCAAGAAGACCAAGGUGUUCGCGGUGGUCAUCACGGACGGGCGCCACGACCCCCGCGACGACGAGCAGUCGCUGACCGCGCUGUGCAACACGGUGGAGAACGUGGUGGUCACCGCCAUCGGCAUUGGGGACAUGUUCAACGAGCAUCACGAGAGCGAGAGCCUCCGCUCCAUCGCCUGCAACCAGAAGGGCCAAGUGCGCAACAUGACGCUCUUCUCCGACCUGGUGGCCGAGAAGUUCAUAGACGAGAUGGAGACCUUCCUGUGCCCAGAUCCUCAGAUCGUCUGCCCUGAUCUCCCCUGCCAGACAGAACUGUACGUAGCCCAGUGCACGCAGCGGCCCGUGGACAUCGUCUUCCUGCUGGACGGCUCCGAGCGCAUCGGCGAGCGCAACUUCCACAAGGCGCACCGCUUCGUGGAGGAGGUGGCGCGGCGGCUGACGCUGGCCCGGCGGCACAACGACCCGCUGAACGCGCGGGUGGCCCUGCUGCAGUACGGCAACGAGCGCGAGCAGGAGGUGGUCUUCCCGCUCACCUCCAACCUGACGGCCAUCCAGGGCGCGCUGAGCCGCAUCCGCUACCUCAACUCCUUCUCGCACGUGGGCACGGGCAUCAUCCACGCCAUCAACAACAUCGUCAUGGACCCGCAGGCCGGGGCGCGCCGCAACGCCGAGCUCUCCUUCGUCUUCAUCACGGACGGCGUCACGGGCGAGCUGAGCCUCAACGAGUCCCUGCACUCCAUGCGCAAGCAGGACGUGGUGCCCACCGUGCUGGCGCUGGGCGGCGACGUCGACAUGGACCUCCUGCUGAAGAUCAGCCUGGGGGAUCGCGCCGCCAUCUUCCAGGAGAAGGACUACGACAGCCUCUCCCAGCCCAGCUUCUUCGACAGGUUCAUCCGCUGGAUCUGCUAGCUCUGCACGAGUCCCGAGCGCCCCACCCCGCCCCCGACGUGCACGCGCCCCUGCUCCUCCCCUCCCACGGCCUGGAGUCUUCCUAGCCAACAGCAACUAGUCCCAAACUCUCAAUGGUGCUAACAGAACACAAGGCGGAGGGCGCGCCCGUGACCUUUACCAAGCCUCUUCAAGUCGCCCCCCCCCUCCCGUGGGUGAGUGUGGGGGCCGCGCGGGUUAUCCAAACCCGAGGCCGAGCCGGGUCGCCGGUGCCCCCCCUCCUCCUCCCGCGCUGCCUCGGAUGACCCGAUCGCCGACCUUCCGGUCCCGUCUCCGAGGCGGUUUCGUAGCCCGGGCCUCCGGGUGGAGGUGAGCGCAGGUCCCCAGAGCACGAGCAAACCAGCGUGGGCCGUGAGAGCCUCCAGCCAAGCCACGAGCAGGCGGAAGGCUUCCCGGUGCACCGAGGUCCCGCCGCCGCCCCACGCAAGGCUGCGGGGAGCUCACACCUGGGCCGCCCGCCUCCCCUCCAAAGCCUCCCAACAGUGAGACCACUACCUGCAAACCCCACCCCCUCCUUCCCAGCAGCCUCCUCACCAAGGUCCACAACGCGUGGACUUGAUGCUUUCCGCUUCCUUGCUCUGUCCUUGCCGCUCUGCUCUCCCCUCCCCCCUUUGGGAUCCAGGCCCUUUCUCCUCCUCCGAUGGUUCCACCACCCCCAGGCAGCCUUCCCCGCGGGUGCCCGCUUGCUGGCGCCUUCCCUUUAGGGAUCUCAGCCACCCCCCUUCCGUUCUGAGAGAGGACCGUCCUUCUCUGGGAGUGGGGGUGCUGCACCCUCGGAGCUUGGCUCGCCCCAGGGCAAGCCACGGGGAGCUGGGCGCCCCGGCCUCCUGCUCCCGCCGGCCCUUGGGUCUGCCCUCCCUCUCCCUACCACCGGGGCCCCUCAGCCUCCCUCGGAAAGGGCGGCCGA
This is a messenger RNA of Sarcophilus harrisii (Tasmanian devil), 4338 nucleotides long. RefSeq names its product collagen type VI alpha 2 chain (gene COL6A2). The record is from RefSeq and is a predicted model, not a curated record. The transcript is spliced from 26 exons. Lineage: Eukaryota; Metazoa; Chordata; Mammalia; Dasyuromorphia; Dasyuridae.